Messenger RNA from Amphibalanus amphitrite, 2271 nucleotides. RefSeq lists its product as uncharacterized. NCBI's taxonomy places the organism in Eukaryota, Metazoa, Arthropoda, Thecostraca, Balanomorpha, Balanidae. Bases 474 to 1442 code for a protein of 322 amino acids. The record is from RefSeq and is a predicted model, not a curated record. The transcript has 2 exons.
UAUUCGUUACUGCCCUGUGACCUUUUUUUCUCCUCAUGUUACCGUACCGUAUUUGUUUUCCAUCAUUACUGUGUUGUAUCCUACCUUUCCUUUACGCCCCGUCAUUUUAUUUUACUCAUGGCAGCCCAUUUGGUAACCCCUGCAUCCUUCACGAAUAUUUUUCCUAACCGCGCCGAUUUCGCUUUGUUGUCGUAUUUCGUUCUGAGUUCUGUCGCCUCCGCCGCCGUGUGAGGUUGUGUACCGCCAGUGUGCUAUCUGCUGCCACCACCGCCACCAAUAUAAUUGAAGUGCUCAUAUAUUCAAGUUUUUAAGUCAAACCAGAGAGCCGGCCCUAUUUAUUUCAUUUUGAUUUUCAACAUAGUCCUCCGGGCCGGAUGACUUUUUGAUUUCUGUUAAAUUUGCUUCUUUGAUGAUUUGCUGAUUGAUUUUGACUGAUCAAGACUGAGAUUGACUUGUGAAUUGUGUAUAUCAAGAUGGAGAGUGAGGCACAGCUUAAACAGAAAAGGACUGUGGCUCGAGGUAAGGCAACCAGACUGAUGAAAGAGCUUGCCGAAUGUGAUAAUUCUCAAGAGGACGACCUUGCCUUGGCAAUACACCACCUUGAGCAGCACGUUGAUCUGAUGACCGAGAUCCAGGUGAGCCUGACAAAGCUGUCUGUGCCUGAUGAUACCUCGCAUGUUCAGGAUAUGCAGGAUCAGAUUUUCAAAGCUAAGCGUGUGCUUGCUCGUCUGGAAAGGAGCUCUGAGGUCUCUGUUGGAAGGGCUCAGUGUGUGCCGCCUUACCUGGGGGGAAAGCUGGACCUGAAGCUGCCCAAGUUCUGUGGGGAUGUGGAAAAGUGGUCAGAGUUCUGGAGCCUGUUCUGUGUAUCUGUCCAUGACAACCCUGCUUAUGCACCUGUCGAAAAGCUGGUGCACUUGAAGGCGCACCUCGUCGAUCAGGCAGAGGUGGCUGUGCAGGGUCUUCCCAUCACUGACCAGGGCUACUUGAAGGCUGUGGAGACCCUGAAGGAAAGGUUUGAUCGCCCAGAUUUGUGCAUUAAGGUGCUGAUGCAGAGAUUGUUGUCCACCACCCCUGUGCACAGUGACAAUGACUUGGUCCGCUUGCGCCGCAUGAUUGAUGGGCUGGUUUCUGAGGUCAGGGCGCUGGAGACGAUGAACGUGUUGCCCGACUCAUAUGCUGUCCUGCUGAUGCCUGUGCUAUUGUCGUGCAUCCCUGAGUCAUGGAAGAUUGAGUGGCUGAGAUGCAGUGCUGACUCAUCUGAUGAACUCACAGUCUUCCUGAAGUUCCUGCAGAAGGAGAUGAGCAUCAGGGAGGAGGCAGCUGCUCGGAGGAAGAGGAUCACCAGUGAGCAGCCACCUACCGCAGCACCUGGGAAGCCGACAGUCAGCAUGUUGAACGUGAGGCAGAAGAAGGGACCUGACUGGGUGACGACGACGUGCUGACGCCCGCGCACCUGUUGUUCGGGGUCACGUCCAUCCGUGGCGUGCUCUCUCCGUCUGGCCACGAGCUGGACAGCCUGAGUCGGCGCUGGCGGCACCAGCGGCUGGUCAGCGAGCACCUGGUUCAGCGAUGGACCAAAGAGUACCUGCAGACUCUACGCACGUGGAGCUUCUCUCGGCGCGGCCGUCCGGUUCGGCUGCCCGAGGUCGGAGAGAUUGUGCUGGUGCACGCGGAAGGUCCGCGUGGUCGCUGGCCUCUGGCGCGCGUGGUGUCCCUCCUGUCUGGAGCGGACGGCCGCGCUCGCGCGGCGAGUAUCGUGCUAAGAGGGCGACUUACCCGCCGCCCGAUCAACAAACUGUUGAGACUAGAGGCGUCGGAGUGAAGUGAGCGUCGGCGAGGCGAGUGCCGAAAAAAAAGUGACUUGUGUGCUGAGUGAGGAGAGACUUUUCGAAGUGACGGCUCACUUCGAAAGUGGGGAGUAUGUCGCUAUUCGUUACUGCCCUGUGACCUUUUUUUCUCCUCAUGUUACCGUACCGUAUUUGUUUUCCAUCAUUACUGUGUUGUAUCCUACCUUUCCUUUACGCCCCGUCAUUUUAUUUUACUCAUGGCAGCCCAUUUGGUAACCCCUGCAUCCUUCACGAAUAUUUUUCCUAACCGCGCCGAUUUCGCUUUGUUGUCGUAUUUCGUUCUGAGUUCUGUCGCCUCCGCCGCCGUGUGAGGUUGUGUACCGCCAGUGUGCUAUCUGCUGCCACCACCGCCACCAAUAUAAUUGAAGUGCUCAUAUAUUCAAGUUUUUAAGUCAAACCAGAGAGCCGGCCCUAUUUAUUUCAU